Messenger RNA from Vigna angularis (adzuki bean), 837 nucleotides. RefSeq names its product reticulon-like protein B13. NCBI's taxonomy places the organism in Eukaryota, Viridiplantae, Streptophyta, Magnoliopsida, Fabales, Fabaceae. The record is from RefSeq and is a predicted model, not a curated record. The coding region runs from base 96 to 734 and encodes 212 amino acids. The transcript is spliced from 4 exons.
AACUUCACCUCCAUUAAACACCACUAUUUGAAGCAAUCUUGUGGCUUUGAACCUACCCUGAACAUCAUCUUCAUUUCAUCACAAUCUUCCUCAUCAUGUCUGCAGAAGCAAAACAAGAAACAAAACCUUUGACCAACCCCUCUUACUCCUCAGAUGUUGACGAUGGUGUAGUGAAGGAUGUAGUUCUGUGGAGAAGAAAGAAACUAAAUGCAAUCGUUAUUGUAGUGGCAACAGCAGCAUGGGUGUUGAUGGAAGUAUUUGAGUUCAACUUCCUCACUGUCAUCUCAUGGGUUGCCAUACUCGUUGUUGCUUCAACAUUCCUUUAUGCCAAUAUGCUUAGACUUUUGGGCAAGGAACGACCAAACUUGUUGAGGUUGGAGUUGAGUGAAGAAACAACUAGAAGAAUAGCAAACGAAGUUCGAGCAUGGUUUGAAAAGAUAAUAAGGUGGUUGGUCCUUGUGAGUGUAAGGAAAGAGUGGCCAGUAUUUCUGGGGGUUGUGGCUGGAUUCUUGUCACUGUCUUAUUUGGGAAGCUGCAUGGACCUGCUUACAGUAGUUUAUAUCGGUGUAUUAGUGGGAAUGGCAAUUCCAUUAACUUAUGUGAAGAACGAGGACAAGAUCAAGAGAUUUGGGGAGUGGUUAAAGGAGAAAUACAAGAGAUGUUAUGAGAUUAUUGAUGAGAAGACCAUUCAUAAGAUUAAAAGCAGAAUAUCCAAGGAGAAGAAGACAGAGUGAUAGCUUUGUAGUUGGGAACUUGGUAUAUGAAUAAUCUGCAUGGUUAUGCUGUAUUAAUGAAUGAAUAUAAAUAAUAAUAGUUGUUUCUGUUGGACUUUGGUAA